AUGGCUUACGAUAGAGCAGAAAGAAAAUUGUUAAAUAUAAAUCAAUCCGGGGGUCCAAACGUGUCAGCAAAUUCAUAUAACGUGACGUACGGUAAUUUGUGUACAUGUUACGGUGCUAAUUGGGUACCAUUUUUAUCAAGUUCGACAAGAGAUACAAGCAUGGUUGAGAAUUCAUCUCCUGCCCCUAAUAAAUAUUACCCGAAAUAUAACAAAAAAAUAAUCGGGGGCACAUCAUUGAGUAACAAAGCUCCGAGAUUUCCAAAAAGCAAUGAUUUUUACGGACCCCCUUCGACCAAGUACGAUCCUUAUUUUUUAAAAAGAGAUUUGGAAGAGGUUAAAGACAAUAGGAGAGUCAUAGGUUAUUUAUAUCAUUGCAACGUUCCUUUUACUCUCAAAGGUUACGGUCCGACAAUACCCAAUCUCGAUCACGUUGGCUACGAUAUCGAUGAGAACGGCGUAAGUCACGAAUGUUGUUAUUACGAUCCCGACACGACGCUGGGACCCGCUUUUUACAACGUGAGUUAUAGUAAAUUUUGUUCGUGUUACAAAGGUUGUCAAUGGAGUAAAUAUUCAUCGAGAGAUCAAAGGGUCAAAGAAUUUUCCACUCCCGGAGUGGGCACGUAUUGCAUAGCAUCAAGAGUUAAUUCGCAAGAGGAAAAACUCAACGCUUUACGUUGCUGGAGAAAAAAAAAUGCACGCAGUUUAAGAUAUUUGGACUUAUUGGAAAGGAAAGCGAUAUGCGAUAAUUUUCCAGCACCCAACGAGUACUGUAUAAAUACAAUAAAAUGUUAUAAAACCGUUAAAAAAACUGUACCGAAAAAAUUAUGCGUGAAAAAAGAAAAAUACGUGGUACCGGAUCACAGGACGCCCGGACCAAACGAAUACACGGAUCCGAGAACGGCUUUGAAUUAUUUAAUCAAACCAUCUUGCGUUAAAGAAUUGAACGCUUUUUUAACGACCGCUCCACGUUUUCGCACUUAUAUAAAUGAUAAUCCGAGUCCGAACGCUUACAACAUUCCUUCUUUCGUUGACGAUAUAAAAAAAAAAAUUUCACCUUAUGCCGUUAGGAAAACGGCUUUCGACACGUCCGUACCGAAAAUAUUAUAUUACCUUCCGCCAGAUUAUAAGCCGUACGUUGCAAAAAAACCUUGUAAAUGUUCUUACGUUCCGGCCGAACCGGAAAUGCCGGAACCCAAACCGAAACCCACGUCGUCGUUCGCAUCUAAAACAAAAAGAUUUUCAUCGUUUAAAUCGGAUUACGAUGCGUCUUGCGCUUCAUACAACGUCACUCCGUCACUCGAUUACAUUAAAAAAAGUUGCCCGUGUAGAAAAGUGAAAUCUUAUAAAUUUUUAACGACGGAAAAACGUUUUGGAAAAAUGACAAAUUUUUCCGUCGUCGAAGAUAAAAGUUACAUAAAAGGACUCAUUUACGACAAAUCUCAUUACAAACCGUGGAAGGAAAACAACACGGGAACGUUUACCAAAAGUCAAAGAUUCAAAGAAAAAAUAGAAGAACUUCCAGGUCCAUUAAAUUACACUAUACAUCCCGUUUACGGCUCAUCAAUUUAUAAUAAAACGUAUAACGUGACGUUAAUGAAGUCGAAUAAUAUGAUAACGAGUUAUCAAAAAUACAAAAUGAAAUUGAAAAAAUCUACGAAACCUUUUUUGAUAACUAGUUGUAAUAAUAAUAUUAAUAAUAAUAAAAAUAAUAUAAAAUCGAAAUCCGAUCAAUCGAAACGUCAAUCGAUUUUACAACGAAUCGAUCUGGUAUUUGACGAUAAUCAAAAAUAA
Molecule: messenger RNA, 1791 nt
Organism: Pediculus humanus corporis (human body louse)
Lineage: Eukaryota; Metazoa; Arthropoda; Insecta; Psocodea; Pediculidae
Exons: 1
Coding region: 1-1791 (596 amino acids)
Source: RefSeq, a predicted model, not a curated record